CAGACGUAGCGCGUCACGCGUCCUGCUAACCGGAAGCAUCGACAGGGCGAUUGUUGUUUAGGAACGGCGAAAGCGAUGUUUUAAAUGUGGAGUGCGUUAUUGUAAACCGUUUUGAGCUUGUAAUAGCUACCCACAGCACGGCUGUAGAAGACAGAAAUUCUCUAAAUCAUGGCUGAAUGUUUUUAGUCGUUUUUUCCCCCCUGGCUCUGUCUUUAGCGCGAGCGGAGUGUUUUCGGAGGGUCGCUAGCUAGCUAAGCUAAUCGAAUGUAAACAAGCAGAGGAUCAGCUGUGCGAUCGGAGAAACCAGGGCGAAUCGGAAAAGUGCACUGAUGACAGCGAAUGAUCUGAUUUACUCCAUCUGUUUCGCAUUAAAAGCUCCAGUUGCCAUUGUUAUUUAGUGCAGAUAGAAGAGAUUGGGUGUAAUAUUGGCGAGGACACCUCCCUCCCUUGGCUUUCCGUUUGCUAGCUGCAGUAGUUAGGGCUGAUAGCGUUAGACAACUUGUGCAGUUUGGGCUAUUUAUAGCCUGAGGUUCUGAUGAAAAACAUUGCAAUCAGUUGGUGAAAUACACAGAGCAUUUCACGCCUAUGUCACGUUAAAGAAUGAACUAAAUACAUGAAGAGAUUCUGAAGUUAAAGCUGCAGGAACAUCUUGUAUUUCUUGGGGUGUAGAGUUGAAAGCUGUUGAAGUUUGGAGAAGGUUGGAGAAGCACGCCUGUCAUGGCCCAUCAGCAGAUGCCCAGCUCUCAGAAAGCCCUAAUGCUGGAGCUCAAGUCUCUGCAGGAGGAACCUGUCGAGGGUUUUCGCAUAACACUGGUGGCAGAAUCAGACCUGUACAACUGGGAAGUGGCGAUAUUCGGACCCCCGAACACACUUUACGAGGGGGGAUACUUUAAGGCCCAUAUAAAGUUCCCCAUCGACUACCCAUACUCACCACCAACCUUCCGCUUCCUAACCAAGAUGUGGCACCCAAACAUAUACGAGAAUGGUGACGUGUGCAUUUCCAUCUUGCAUCCUCCCGUGGAUGACCCUCAGAGCGGAGAGUUACCCUCAGAGAGGUGGAACCCUACACAGAAUGUCAGAACUAUCUUGCUGAGUGUGAUCUCGCUGCUGAAUGAGCCCAACACGUUUUCCCCGGCUAACGUGGAUGCUUCCGUCAUGUUCCGCAAAUGGAGAGACAGCAAGGGGAAGGACAAGGAGUACGCCGAGAUCAUCCGGAAGCAGGUGCUGUCCACGAAGGCAGACGCAGAGCGGGACGGAGUGAAGGUGCCCACCACGCUGGCCGAAUAUUGCAUCCAGACCAAAGUGCCUUCCCACGACAGCAGCUCUGACUUGCUCUACGACGACCUGUAUGACGACGACAUCGAGGAAGAGGACGACGACGACGACGAAGCAGAGGCCGGCGGGCCGGCUGGGGACAUGAGCGCAGACUGCUACGGCGAUGAGGAGGACUCAGGGAACGAGGAGUCUUGAUGCCGUGAAGUUGACCCUUCCCCCUUUCCGCCGUACUCCACUCUGUGUCUGUUUAAGCUGCUGAUCUUUUACAGUUUGUCUGAAACAUCAUUUCUCCCUCCUGCACACUUGCUGUGUGAGGUGUAACCCUGCACUGGGUUUUUAGAGCCCUAAUAAUGAGCCCUGGCAGAGCCUUUCAAGCAAGAACAGCACUCUAACACCACUUUCAUCACUCUCUUUUUUUAAAGGUAGUCCUGGGGGUUUAGUGUUUAAAUGAUUUCUGAUCAAGAACUUAAAGGAAUAGUUCAGUAACAGAAAUCAAAUUCCCUCUUUACCACAAAUGUAAUUGAUCAGUUUGGUGUCUGUUUGGUGUUCUUCUUUAGCUUUGGAGCGGAGCUGUAAGGCUAAUGUGCAUAACCUUUACCAAAAGUAAUGGCACACAGACUUGCAAUUGUAGUUUAGGACACAGUAUGACUUCUGUAAACAAAACUUCACGGUGUAGAUGAAAGUCCGUAUUAGAAAACCAGAAUAUUUUUUUUUAGUACUUUGGUACCAUUCUUCCUCUUAGGUACCACCUUCCAAAAUGUGAAAGAAGAAUUGUACAAAAAAACUGGAUCAGGUAUACAGAAUACAGUUCCACAAAUUAUUAUUAUUAUUAUUAUUAUUAUUAUUAUUAUGGAUUACUUGCUUUUUAAUCUAAAUAAUUUAUUUGAAGGUCAGAUGACGUAUCUGAAUGAUUUUAUUUGAAGCAACUACAUAAAGCUUUGCAUAUGCGUUUAUGGAUUAGAUCAUGGAUUGAGAGUUUACUUGUUAGCUAUACGCAAAAACUAUAGAAGCAAACAUCAGACACCAAACAGUCCUGGCUGAUCAACCACAUUUUGGGUAAAAUUUCAUUUUGAGAAUUCUUGCUUUAAAAUAAGUCCAUAUUAAUAACCACAGACCUGUCACACUUUCCCAGCAUUCAUCUUCCUCAGCCUGCCUCAAAACCUCAGGGCUUUUGGAUACUCGCGCCUCCCAGUCCAGUCAUUUCAAGUGUGUUUUUCUCGUGUCUCCACUGAAAUUCCCUAACAUUCUCUCCAACGUCUCAGUUUUGUCUCCUCCAUUUUCCCUUUUAUGUUCCUGAACUGUCCUAGCAGUAGCAGGUGAGGCUAAUUCCUCCUCUGUUUUCCUAUUUCAACAAACCUGAGUGCUUGAGUGCCACUCAACCACCUGUGUAUGAUGACUGAUUACUUUGCUUUCAUAUAGUUUUCCAGGUAAGUAUUUGAGAUGGAAGGAGGAAAUGGUGAAAAAGGGUUUCGUUGCAUGCGAGUCGCAAGUCUUUUGAGCCAUUCAAUUCCAGUGUCAAAGGUGGUAAUGAAGUUGCUUUCAGGUGCUACUGCAGUAUAAACUCAAAACGAUCGCAGCAUCAGCAUGGACACCGGUAUCUCAGCUACAGAUGGAUCAUGAAGUCACUGACUAGGCAGACUUUUAUUAUAAUGAUGAUGCUGUUAAGUGAAUACAUCCAACUUUUGGCCCUUUUUAAAAAAAAAAAAUACAUGAUUGUUGCUGGUGAUGAUUUAACUGUGCACAAAUUCUAAGUAUAUGCAUUUAGUUGCACCGUGGAUUGGUUGCACCUAACCAUCGCUAUGUUUCAUUUUCUCUUGCUUUGGAUUUUGUAUCAGAGCUGACUCCGUUCCAGUAGUUUGACUAUGAACUUGAUUUUACCAGCUGUUCAGGUCUGGGGUUGGAGAUUACAGACUGCCAAGGACACUUGGCUCAUCAUGAUGUCUUGAUGAGCCUUCUUCAGUCCAGACCUAAAAUUUUGCUUUGACAGAGCUUUUUUUCCACAAGCAUGCAUGUGUGUUUGUUUUAAUGUGUUUUAUAUAAUGUGUCUUUAUGAAUUUAGGGCACAAACUGUGCCCUCACUGAUAGGCUGGAACGUGGACUUUAAUGCACAUGGUGUCUCAGGCACACCCUUGCUGAAUCCCAGCAAAUUAGCCAAGGACGCUGACGAUGUUCCAGUUCAUAGAACCUCUAAAGAGGAGACGUGCAAAUCUGAAAAUCAAGUGGGACAACAUUCAGCACUCUGAAAAUUAGCCGGAGCUAAUGGACAACCUUUCAGCCUCUUUAUUGUUCUUGGAAUAAAGCGGCAUGAAAAACGUUUGCGUUCACGGUGGGAUGACUGGAGAUGCUGCGUACAGACAGUACAAAAAAAAUGCAAUUUUCAACAAGAAGGUGAUCUAAAUCCCUGUGAAUCAUCUAAAUGACUCCUCAUAACCCUCGAAAACUCUCGUGACGUUGAUCAGCCAUGGAUCGUCUAUUAUAAUUUGUGUGUCAUGGGCGUGUUUUGGAAAUGUUCACCACUGUUAAGGAUCUCUCAUCACACUAUGGACAUGGACGUGCAAUCCUUUAUCAUGCCUUAUUAAGGAUGCUAAAUGAUUUCAUCAUGGUUUGCUUUAAAUUCCUUUUGUUUCUCUUAUUGUAGUGUUGUAACAAACCGAACCACAUUAAACAAUUAUUCACUUAAGAAAAAAAACAGCAAGAAAGAGCUACAGUUAUUAUUACUACCUGUACUACUACAGGUGUGCAUUGCAAUAUAUAAAAAACUGUAGAGUUAGUAAGGAAGGAAUAAAACACAAACUGGGGUGUGCUGUUAUAGGAAAAUAAUCAACGACUGAGUAGGGUUAUGUGCUACUACCACCUCAGUGUUGAUUAUUUUCCUAUAACACCAGGUCCCAAAGUGUGUUAUUCCUCUACCACACCAAUUUGCCAACAAUUACACAUUUUGUAUUAAUUAAAGAAUGACCCGUCAUAUAUUUUUGUCCAUUUAUGGUUACAUUUAAUGUUUAAUGGAAUAUCCAUGAAAUAAAUUAGUUCCUGUUAUCAUUUACUUCAA
Pangasianodon hypophthalmus (striped catfish) is the source of this 4324-nucleotide messenger RNA. It is a transcript of the gene ube2r2, whose product is annotated as ubiquitin-conjugating enzyme E2R 2. Gene Ontology annotation, molecular function: ubiquitin conjugating enzyme activity. Gene Ontology annotation, biological process: ubiquitin-dependent protein catabolic process; protein polyubiquitination. Bases 718 to 1470 code for a protein of 250 amino acids. Lineage: Eukaryota; Metazoa; Chordata; Actinopteri; Siluriformes; Pangasiidae. The transcript has 6 exons. The record is from RefSeq and is a predicted model, not a curated record.